GCAACCCAAAAAUGUGGAGAAGCAUAAUAAUACAGAAAGGAAAUGCUCUUCUAAUCCAGGAAGUUCAAGAAGAAGAUGGAGGAAAUUACACUUGUGAACUUAAAUAUGAAGGAAAACUUGUAAGACGAACAACUGAAUUGAAAGUUACAGCUUUACUCACAGACAAGCCUCCGAAGCCAUUAUUCCCUAUGGAGAAUCAGCCAAGUGUUAUAGAUGUACAGCUGGGUAAGCCGCUGAAUAUCCCUUGCAAAGCAUUCUUUGGAUUUAGUGGAGAGUCUGGACCAAUGAUCUACUGGAUGAAAGGGGAGAAGUUUAUUGAAGAACUGGCAGGUCACAUUAGAGAAGGUGAAAUAAGGCUACUCAAAGAGCAUCUUGGAGAAAAAGAAGUUGAGUUGGCACUUAUCUUUGAUUCAGUGGUGGAGGCUGAUCUGGCAAAUUAUACCUGCCAUGUGGAAAACCGAAAUGGAAGGAAACAUGCCAGCGUUCUGCUGCGUAAAAAGGAUUUAAUCUACAAAAUUGAGCUUGCAGGAGGUGUAGGAGCAAUCCUCCUUCUCUUUGUACUGUUCGUGAUCAUCUACAAAUGCUACAAUAUUGAACUGAUGCUCUUCUACAGACAGCAUUUUGGAGAUGAUGAAACUACUGAUGACAACAAGGAAUAUGAUGCCUAUCUCUCUUACACAAAAGUGGAUCAAGAUACUUUAGACUGUGACAAUCCUGAAGAAGAGCAGUUUGCUCUUGAAAUACUGCCAGAUGUCCUAGAAAAACAUUAUGGAUAUAAACUAUUCAUACCAGAAAGAGACCUGAUUCCAAGUGGAACUUACAUUGAAGAUCUCACAAGAUGUGUUGAGCAAAGCAGAAGACUUAUUAUCGUGCUAACAUCAAACUAUAUUCUCAGACGAGGAUGGAGUAUUUUUGAAUUGGAAAACAGACUCCAUAACAUGCUAGUCAGUGGGGAAAUCAAAGUGAUCUUGAUUGAGUGUACAGAAUUAAAGGGGAAGGUGAAUUGCCAGGAAGUGGAAUCACUAAAGCACAGCAUCAAACUUCUGUCACUUAUCAAGUGGAAGGGACCCAAAAGCAGCAAAUUAAAUUCUAAGUUUUGGAAGCACUUAGUAUAUGAAAUGCCCAUCAGGAAAAAGGAAGUACUUUCUCGAUGCCAGAUUAUGGACUCUGCAGAACAAGGACUUUUUGGAGAACUCCAACCUAUACCCUCUAUUGCCAUGACCAGUACCUCAGCCUCUCUGGUAUCAUCUCAAGCUGAUGUCCCUGAAUUCCACCAUUCAGAUUCGAUGCAAAUGAGGCACUGUUGCAGAAGUUAUAAACACGAGAUGCCAACAACCACCUUUUCUGUACCUUCCUUAAGCAACCACCACACUUACUGUAACCUGCCUCUGAAGCUACUCAAUGGACAACUACCCCUUAAUAAUUCCCUGAAAGAUACCCAGGAAUUUCACAGAAACAGUUCCAUGCUACCGCUAUCAUCCAAAGAGCUUAGCUUCACCAGUGAUAUUUGGUAGUGAAGAAUCUGACAUACUGAGAAAAGCCAUGGAAAAUUUAUGGUAUAACAAGCAUAAAGUACACCUAACAUUGAGGUGCUGAAAAAGUGUUGGAAGAAAAAGGCACAGAAAUUGCUUUUGUACUUCAAUUUUUGUAUGCAUUCCCAGAAUACUGGGGGAAGAAAGACCUGCUUUUGUGGUAUGGUACCUUGUUCCAAUUUACAGUUUUAAUUUCUCCUGGAAAAUGUUACUCCUAUUGUUUUAGAGUAGGUUUUAUGAUGCC
Molecule: messenger RNA, 1776 nt
Organism: Myotis davidii
Lineage: Eukaryota; Metazoa; Chordata; Mammalia; Chiroptera; Vespertilionidae
Gene: IL1RAPL2
Product: interleukin 1 receptor accessory protein like 2
Exons: 7
Coding region: 12-1514 (500 amino acids)
Biological process (GO): signal transduction
Source: RefSeq, a predicted model, not a curated record